CUCGUGUGCCAGAGAGCUACUAUUAGUGCACAUAUCGUCUGCGACUACGAUUUCGAACGUUCAGAAGAAGGUGGAGAAAAUGGUCCGUGUUAUUACCCUGAUUCUUGUUGUCCAAGACGUUGACUCUAGAGCUCUGAAGACAGUUGAUAUAACCGGUUUACAUAUCAUCGUCGUCGGUGCAGGCCUUGCUGGUAUUUCCGCUGCAGUAUCGUGCGCGUUAGCCGGCCAUUCUGUUACCGUCCUAGAAGCAGCAAAGGAACUUGCAGAAGUUGGUGCAGGCCUUCAAGUCACUCCUAAUGGCUCGCGCCUUCUCAAAAUAUGGGACCUUCCUCAGACCAUGUGGUAUCAGGCAGCUGAACCAACACAGUUAACUGUACAUCGGUAUUCUGGGGCAGUGCUAGCCCGUGAGGUUGAUUUUGAUAAGAAAAUUCGAAAUAAAUACGGCGUACCUUUCGUUGAUUUACAUCGAGUGGACUUGCAGCAAGCUUUGUACGAACGGGCUCAGCAGUUAGGAGUGAAGUUCCAUUUGAACGAGCGCGUACAAAAUGUUGAUCCUUCAGUGCCGUCGCUAACUACCAUUUCUGGUCAUGAAUACCGCUCUGACCUGAUAGUCGGAGCCGAUGGCUUGUGGUCACGAACUCGAGAAUGUUUCCUAGGGACUGCCGAUCCGCCCAAGCCGACAGGAGACUUGGCAUAUCGAAUUGUUCUUUCUCUAGAUCAAAUCAAGGAGCCGGCAUUACGAGACUGGGUUAGCAAUCCCGAAGUUCAUUUUUGGAUUGGUCCUAGAUCCCAUGCUGUUGGAUACUCUUUGAGGGCGGGUAAGAUGUAUAAUCUUGUACUACUUGUACCAGAUAAUCUACCUCCAGGUAUCACGAAGCAACCUGGAAAUAUCGAAGAAAUGAAGCAGCUGUUUGAAGGCUGGGAUCCAGUUCUCACUCAGCUUCUAGGCUACGUUGACAGAGUUGAUAAGUGGAAACUUAUGCAUAGGGAGGAGCUUCCGUCGUGGAUAAAUGAAGCCAAUAAUUUUGUCUUGAUUGGUGAUUCUUGCCACCCCAUGCUUCCAUAUCUUGCACAGGGAGCCAACUCGGCCAUGGAGGAUGGAGCAGCCCUAGGGACGAUUCUAAAAUCCGUCACAAAGAAGGAGCAGCUCCCGAAUGCUUUGCACAUGUUUGAGAAGGUUCGAAAAUUAAGGAGUGAGGCUAUAGCUAGGGAAACAUUUAAGCAGAGAAAUGAUUUUCACAUGCAGGAUGGCCCUGCCCAAGAAGCACGAGACAUAAUAUUCACAUCACAGCUCGACAAAGAAAUUACAGGCGCUUUUCCUAGCCGAUGGACAUGUCCCGUUGUCCAACCAUGGAUAUAUGGAUAUGAUGCGAUAGCCGAAGCCGAGACAGUACUUCAAGGCAAAGAAUUGCCCAACAUUCACGGAAAAUCUCUACCACAAAUUGAAGCGAUUAAGGGAAAUUUUUGA
Molecule: messenger RNA, 1468 nt
Organism: Penicillium longicatenatum
Lineage: Eukaryota; Fungi; Ascomycota; Eurotiomycetes; Eurotiales; Aspergillaceae
Exons: 7
Coding region: 80-1468 (462 amino acids)
Biological process (GO): secondary metabolite biosynthetic process
Molecular function (GO): monooxygenase activity; FAD binding
Source: RefSeq, a predicted model, not a curated record